UCUCUCGUCUGACAGAUAUAACCACUCUCUCUAGAAUUAGAACCCCCCGAAAGAAGAAAGGAAAAAAAAAUCUAGGGUUUCGUACGUUUUCUCGUUCAAUCAAAUAUUAUUCACUAUGGAUGAAGAAGAAGAAAGUCCAGGUGUUUCUAGAGUUGACGGUGAACAACAAUCAAACAACAAGGUAGUAGUAGAAGAAGAAGAAAAAGAAGAGAUGAAGUUGCGCGAAGAAGAAAUUGUAGUUGAGUUACCAGAAAACCCUCCUCAACAAUUCGAGUUACUUCCUCAGGUAAAUGAUACCGAAAUGGUUGUUGAGAAAGAAGAGGAGGAGGAUUCUAUGGUUGUUGUUUCAGAGAUGGUUGAUGAACUUGUUGGUGAAAACCCCCCUACUCUUCUUCUCGAUAAAAUUAAUAAUGACAAUAUGAAUGAUGAUGAUUCCAAGGUAGUUGAAUUUAGUUCUUCUCAGGUUGAUGAAAUUACUCCUCCUCCUCCUCAGGUUGAUGAAAUUACUCCUCCUCCUCCUCAGGUUGAUGAUUCGGAGGUUGUUGAAAAACUUACUCUUCCUGGUGUUCAAGCAUCGGUUGAUUCAGAGAUAGUUGAAACCCCUCCUUCUGAGGCUGUUGUUCAACAUUUGGUUGAUUCAGAGAUAGUUGAUAAACCUCCUUCCGAGGUUAUUGUUCAACAAUUGGUUGAUUCUGAGAAAGUUGAAAAUCAUCAACCUGAGGUUGUUCAAGAACUGGUUGAUUCAGAGGUUGUUGGAUCACCUUCUUCGAAGAUAAUUAAAUCCUCAUCUCAUGCUGUGGAGGAAAUGGUUGAUUCAGAUAUAGUUGAAAACCCUACUUUGUGUGUUGAAGAUAUGACUGAGGAUCCAAAGUUAUCUGAGAACCCUAGCCGUCCUCUUGUUGUUGAAGAUAUGAUUGAAGUUUCAGAUGUAGUUGGAAAUUCUUCCGAUGCUGCAUUAAACCUUACUCUUGUUGUGAAACACAUGAACGAUGAGUCUCAACUUAUUGGGAACUCUGAGGUUGUGGCAGCCGAAAUGGGGGAUUCACAAAUACUUGAAAGUCAGGUGGUGGAAGAAACAGGUGAUACACAAAUACUUGGAAACCCUCCUGUUGUAGCAGAAGAAAUUGAAGUCUCGAAGAUAGCGGAAGACGCCGUGGAAAUUAAUGAUAUGGAACUUGUUGGAGGUGCUGGAAAUGUAGGAGAGGUAGAUGCCUCAUCAAUCAUUGCAGAUUCUUCUGUAAUCCUUGUAAAGGAUGACUCGAAUUUGGUUGGAAGUUCUCCUAUUAUCCCAGAGGAGGGCAAUCAGGAGAUGAAAGGAGGUUUGCCAGUAACCACAGGUAUGGAAGAUUCAAAAUUGGUUGGAGAUUCUCCUGUUAUCCCAGACAAGCCCAAUUCGGUGAUUAAAGUAGGUGCUCCGGUCGACACAGAUAUGGAUACAAAACUCGUUGGAGGUUCUCCAGUUACAGUAGAUAUUGAAGAUGCAAAAUUGGUUGGAGGUUCCCCAGUUAUCCUGAACAUGGAUGAUUCAGAGUUGGCUGGAGGUUCCCCUGUUGUAGAAGAAUCUGUUGCUGAAGAAGCAACACCUUUAGAUGAAAUGGAUUUGGAGGAGAUGGAUAUUGCGGAAGAGAGUGGGAAAGGUACACCUAAAAGGAAACGUGGUCGUGCAGCUAAGGCUUCGGCAAAACCCGCGACGAGGAAGAAAAUUGAAGAGGAUGUUUGUUUCAUUUGCUUUGAUGGAGGCAACCUUGUCCUUUGUGAUCGCAGGGGUUGUCCGAAAGCAUAUCACCCUGCCUGUGUUAAUAGAGAUGAGGCGUUUUUCCGUACAAAGGGACGUUGGAAUUGUGGUUGGCACAUAUGUAGUAACUGCGAAAAGGCUGCUCAAUAUAUGUGCUUCACAUGUACGUAUUCACUGUGCAAGACUUGCAUCAAAGAAACUGAUUUUUCAUUCGUCAGAGGAAAUAAAGGCUUCUGUCAAGCGUGCGUAAAAACCAUUAUGCUGGUCGAAAAGAACGAGCAGGGUGAUUAUGAUGACAAGAAUAGUUGGGAGUUCCUCUUCAAGGAUUACUGGCUUGAUCUGAAAAGGAAUCUGUCAUUAACACUAGAGGAGCUCACUCAAGCAAGAAAUUCUUCAAAAGGUUGUGGUGUAUCAGCUCGUAAGGAGGAGUUCUCUGAUGAAAUUCCUAAUGUUAACAUUGAUCAAAGGUCCAACUCAGACAGCGGUUCUGAAUGCCCAAAAGUAGCUGCAACUCUGAAGAAAAGGAAGUCCAAAAGAAAAUCAAAGCUUUCCACCAAGGAGGAUGUCUCUGGUAGUGACGGGCACUCAAUGGUGGGUGAUAAUGAGUGGGCAUCCAACGAGCUCUUGGAGUUUGUUGCGCACAUGAAAAAUGGCAAUACAUCCAUUUUAUCCCAGUUUGAUGUCCAAGCUCUCUUAUUAGAUUACAUAAAGAAGAAUGAUCUUCGUGAUCCUCGUCGCAAAGGUCAAAUUGUAUGUGACACAAGGUUGAAAAAUCUAUUUGGUAAGGAACGUGUUGGACAUUUUGAAAUGUUAAAGCUUCUUGAAUCUCACUUUCUUUUGAACGAGGAUGCUCAAGCUGAUGAUCAAGAGGGAAAUGUUGAUACUGAGGCUAGUCAGUUGGAUGCUGAAGGCAACAGUGAAGCCUCAACAAAAGCUGGGACAGAUAAGAGACGAAAGAGAAGUAAAAAAUCUGAGAAAGGUCCACAGUCAAAUGUCGAUGAUUAUGCGGCAAUUGAUGUGCACAAUAUUAACUUAGUUUACCUGAAAAGGAACUUGAUGGAAGAUUUGCUUAAAGAUAUGGAUUCAUUUGAGGAUAAGGUUGUUGGAUCUUUUGUAAGAAUAAGGAUUACGGGUGCCGGACAAAAACAAGACAUGUACCGACUAGUUCAAGUUGUAGGCAUUGGGAAGGGAAAGCCCUAUGAAAUUGGUAAACAGAAAACUGAUGUUAUGCUGGAAAUUUUGAACUUGAAUAAAACAGAAGAGGAGAGUAUAGAUAGGAUUUCAAGCCAGGACUUCUCCGAGGAUGAGUGCAAGCGUUUAAGGCAGAGCAUAAAAUGUGGUUUGAUUGGUCGAUUGACUGUGGGUGAUAUUCAGGAGAAAGCCAUCGCCCUCCAGGCAGCACGAGUAAAUGACUGGCUGGAAGCAGAGAAACUACGGCUUAAUCAUCUCCGUGAUAGGGCAAGUGAUCUUGGAAAAAGAAAAGAGCUAAGAGAAUGUGUAGAGAAGUUGCAGCUUCUGAACAAACCUGAAGAGCGGUUCCGUAGGCUACAGGAAGUUCCUGAAGUACAUGCUGACCCUAACAUGGAUCCUAGUCACGAGUCCGAAGAGGAAGAAGAACCAGAAGCAGAUGAUAGAACACGAGAUAACUACUUGCGAUCAAGAGAUGCUGGAUAUAGUAGGAAGGGAAGAGAACCUAUAUCUCCGGGGAAAGCAGGUUCAAAAUUAAAUGAUGCAUGGAGUGGUUCGCGAAAGGGCUCAAGUACUACUUGGGAACCAAGCAGAAAAACAUCCACGCGAGGAUCCUGGGAUAGGAGAGGUGGUGUAGACGGAACAAAUGAAACCUCACCUAUUCGAGGAAGAGAUGCUCAAAUAUCCAGAAACCAGGCCCCUACACCUGCGUUUGACUCUGACACUUGGAGUGGCCAAGCAGUAGUUAGAUCUGAAUCUUCUCAAACGACACCAACUUCUCUGUCUACAGGAGCGGCCACAUCUUCUAGUGCCUUGGAAGCAGAGAAAAUUUGGCAUUACAAAGACCCAUCUGGGAAAAAACAAGGACCUUUCUCAAUGGUGCAGCUACGAAAGUGGAGUACUACUGGGUAUUUCCCUGCUGGUCUGAAGGUAUGGAGAGAUGGAGAAGAGCCCGAAGAUUCUAUAUCAUUGACUGAUGCAUUGAAUGGGAAAUUUGAGAGUGACCUGCCGCAGUGGGACAACAAGUUUUCUACCCCUCAAACAGCAGGAUCUGGAUCUGGAUCCGACAUUGCCAGAAUGAAUAACGUGGGUAGUGCAUGGAAUGGUAAUUCAUCCUUGCAUAUUGUUAAGCCUGCUGAAGUGUCCAAUCAUGGCGAGAGAAUGGAUUACCAAAAUCCACCUACUCCUACCCCUACACUGUCGACAAGUGUUGGAAGUUGGUCUAAUGUUGGCUGGAGUGGUCAAACUCGUACUCAAGUAGUCAAUGGUGUGCAGCAACCAGGUAGAUCAGUGAAAACGUCUGUUGAAUGGGGUGGACAUUCACCUACUCCAGUCGUUGGAGAAGGAAGCUCUGGUUUGGUGUCUGUUUCCAUUUCGCCAUCAGAUUCAGCAAAAUCAACCGAGGGGGGAGAAAAUCCACUUACUAUUAGAAGUAACUCAGUGGAAAUGCAAGGAGUUGUGAUGUCAGCUGCUAAUCCUAGCAUCACAACUUGGAAUGCGUCCGGUCAUAGUUACAAUAAUAAGGCUCCAGAAGAAAAUCAGGUAUGGAGGUCUGCUGAUUCAGCUCACAAGAUACCAAAUAUUAUGAUGAAUUCGAGACAUGGGGGUUUACAAUGUCAAGGAUGGGUUGCUCCUGCUCAACUUCAGGUUCAAGAUUUACCUACUCCAACCCCUACUACCACUGCCACUCAAGUUGUGUCAUAUUCUAAUCCAGGAUUUACAGUUUCAAACUCAGUACAACAGCAACAGCAGUUUACGUCUUGGUCUCCUACGCCUAAUACACAGAGUGGUAACCCAUGGGCAACAGCUCCAAACAUGCAGCAGCAACUAUCUCCAGUGCCGCCAAAUCCUAACUUGCAGCAGCUGGCCUGCAUACCACACACGCAGCUGCCACCGCCUCCUCCCGUACAUAUGCAGCAAUCACCUCUUGUCACUAGCAACCCAGGGUGGUGUCCCCCUCCAGCAAAUGCAAACAUGGGUUGGGGAGGUUCAGUGCAAGGAAAUGUCAACAUGGGAAGUUGGGUAGCACCACAAAUACAGCCGCAGGGAGCCAAUAAUGGGGGUAUGCAGCAGUGGGGGGGAAAUACUAACAACAGUAGUUGGGGUCCUUCACCUGCUGCAAAUAACAUGUCAGAGAGCCGACAGAAACAUGAUGGAAGAUAUUCUGGACAUCGGGACCGGGGUGGUUAUCAUGGUGGUAGAGGAGAUUCUAAUCAGAGUAGUAGUGAUGGUAGGCAACCCUGGAACAGACAACCAUCGUUCAGAGGAAAUGGAGGGUCUUCUGGGCAGAAGGGACCAAGAAUGUGCAAAUACUAUGAGAGUGGAGAUUGUAGGAGGGGAGCAGAUUGUGAGUAUCGUCAUCACUAAUGAAACAUAGUGAACUGAAUCAAAGAGGAAGCUUGUACACGCAGCAGCAGAGUUACAAAGUGAGCGAGGUUUGAUUUUCUUAUGUACAGAGCUGAACCCCCUUCAUACCUCUUGGUUGCUGCAGUACCGUCUCUCCGUGCUUCCCCGCCCACCCUCAUUUUUGUUCCCUUUUUCAUUGCUUCUCAUAUCGAAGCAGUUUUAGUUAGUAAUGUUAAUUAUCAUGUCAAACUUGUGAAGUUUAGAGUUCUUUAUCCACUUUUCUAUUGUUUUUUCUUGGCUUCUCUUCACUUGUCAGUUUAUUUUCUUAAUCUUGUAGAAUUUUACCAAACGGCACCAUCUUUUCUUUUGAAAUCAUACAAAUUACCGGCA
Papaver somniferum (opium poppy) is the source of this 5659-nucleotide messenger RNA. RefSeq names its product zinc finger CCCH domain-containing protein 19-like. Gene Ontology annotation, molecular function: DNA binding; metal ion binding; protein binding. The coding region runs from base 116 to 5290 and encodes 1724 amino acids. Lineage: Eukaryota; Viridiplantae; Streptophyta; Magnoliopsida; Ranunculales; Papaveraceae. The record is from RefSeq and is a predicted model, not a curated record. The transcript is spliced from 10 exons.